Messenger RNA from Dunckerocampus dactyliophorus (ringed pipefish), 3230 nucleotides. RefSeq names its product endophilin-A2-like. The coding region runs from base 136 to 1248 and encodes 370 amino acids. Gene Ontology annotation, biological process: synaptic vesicle uncoating. NCBI's taxonomy places the organism in Eukaryota, Metazoa, Chordata, Actinopteri, Syngnathiformes, Syngnathidae. The transcript has 9 exons. Gene Ontology annotation, molecular function: protein binding. Gene Ontology annotation, cellular component: glutamatergic synapse; cytoplasm; presynapse. The record is from RefSeq and is a predicted model, not a curated record.
GGAAGUUCCACAGCUGCGUCAAAAGUUUGAAGACGUGGUACUACUCGCUUGCUCGCUCGGUCCUGUUUGGAGCGCUCCCCACAGGCUCUUCGCUUCUUACACAUUUUCUCCUGUGGAAAAAAAAGACUGUGCAAUAUGUCCGUCGCUGGAAUUAGGAAGCAAUUUUACAAAGCCAGUCAGAUGGUGAGCGAGAAGGUUGGCGGUGCUGAGGGAACCAAGCUGGAUGAAGACUUCAAGGACCUUGAAAGGAGAGCAGAUGUUACCAGCAAAGCCUUCAUUGAAGUAGUCAACAAAACAGCAGACUACCUCCAACCCAACCCAGCCACCAGAGCUAAACUGGUCAUGCUCAACAAGGUGUCUAAAUUACGCGGGCAGGUGAACGAUAAUCCUGGCUAUCAGCAGCCUGAGGGCGUGCUAGGCGACGUCAUGAUGAAAUAUGGACAAUACAUGGGCAACAACAACAACUUUGGUGGUGCUCUCAUUGAGAUUGGCGAGUCAAUGAAGGAACUGGCUGUGGUCAAGAGCAGAUUGGAUGUUGAUGUUAAGCAGAAUGUCAUUGAUCCGAUGCAAGAAGUGGUUGAGAAGGACAUUAAGGAUAUCCAGCAAAAACUGAAGAAACUGGAGGGCCGCCGCUUGGACUAUGAUUAUAAAAAGAAACGCCAGGGUAAAAUACAAGAUGAAGAAAUCAGGCAGGCCUUGGAGAAGUUCCACGAGUCCAAAGAGAUGGCUGAGAGUUCUAUGCACAAUCUGCUGGAGACUGAUGUGGAGCAGGUGACCCAGCUGUCCUUUUUUGUAGAGUCUCUGCUGCAGUACCACAAGGCUGCCACAGAAAUUCUGGAGAGCCUUUCUGUGAACCUGAGAAAAAGGGUGACUGAGAGUCAGUCCCAACCCAGGCGAGAAUACAAACCCAAACCAAGACCAUCCUUUGACUAUGGCGAGACUGAGCAGUCCAACGGAGGUUACACAUCAGCUGUGACAAGCCCUCCAGCUUACACCCCAGUACCUCCACCACAUCCAGGUUCGUCCUUCCAAAGAGGUUCGAUCAAGAACAGAGCGUUGGAUGAGCCAUGCUGUAAAGCUCUGUACGACUUUGACCCCGAGAACGAGAGUGAGCUGGGCUUUCGCGAGGGCGACAUCAUCACCUUGGUCAGUCGAAUCGAUGAGAACUGGUUUGAGGGAAGGCUUCGUGGCAAGACGGGAUACUUCCCCAACAACUAUGUUGAAGUGGUCGUUCCGCUGUCACAGUGAACACAGUGCACAGGAUGAAACGGGGAAUGUAAGAGGAUUAUUAACCCAACAAGCGACAUAUUUGUUGAAAAACUACCCAUCUCAUUAUAUCACAUCUGCCUGUCUCGCUAUCUAGAACCCAUUUGGUCUAAUAUAACAUAUUAAAUUAUCAAGGAAGAUUUAAUUAAUUUUUUUAAAAAAGAAAAAGGACCAAAGGCUAUUUGGCUGCACUUCCCACACUCCAGAUUUUCAACCCAUAUGCACCUGUGCACUUUUUACACGACUACGUGCUCACUUGAUUCUUUCUGGAAGCUUCCCAGUAUCCUCAACACUAAUAAGUGCAUCCACUUUCAUUGAAAUCUGAAUAUUCACAACGUGUUGAAGGCCUUUUUGUUAUUAUGUACACUUUGGAUUUAAAGACAUCUUGUUUUAUUUUAAGUUAUGUUUCUUCACCUCACAUGGGCGACUGGUGUUUUGCAGCCACUUGAGCGAGACCUCUGCUGCCACCUGGUGGCAGUGUUGUUUAUGCAGUUGGUUUGAACCGCUGUCUCAUGAGACGAGCUGUACUAUAGCUGUACUAUUGACGCCUAUUUACACAAACACUAAUGAUAAUGUAGGCGGAAUAAUUCAUAUAAAACACGUUUUACUGUUAUUUUCAAACAGUUUUUGCAUAACUCUGCCUCCCAUAUCUGAGCUGAUGCCAAAAAGGCACAGUUUACCACAAAAAAGUGCAACACAAUGCUGCAAGAUUAAUUCCACUAAGUAUCCGAUUAAUGCUAUUUCUAAAGAAGGUACAUGCUUAGAUUUUGCCUACAAUGCAUGCAGGCAUGGAAAAUAUUCAGGUUAAAUUGUAAAAGCAUAUCACCAAAGCCAAAGCAUCCAUGCUUCAGCUCCUGUAUUUUCUCAGGCUCUAUUGAUGCUGCUGGCAGUGUCGCUUACAAUGUUUUCUGGGCUCCUAACCAUGUGUUUCUGUGAAUUUUCUGCCCGUGAUUAGUUUUUUUGUGAAUAUGUCGAGUAAGCUAGUCUUUUUGUAUUUAACCUUUAAUUAGAAUCAUGUAAAUUCAUCUGAUGUGUAUUGGGGCCUUUUUGUACCACCUGACAGAAAAUGCAUUCCCUCAUCUAUUGUGUAGAGAGUUUACUAACUUAACCCGUGAAGAGUUUUUUCACACAUAUGCCACAACUGAUUUUUUUGCCCAAAUUUGGCUCUGUCUUUAAAAUGUAAUAACUCAGUCAUUUCUGAAUACUUUUUUACUUUCGACCACUCAAAAUUUUCAGUGGCAUCAGACCUAUCCAUACAUAUAUAGUUUUUAUUUAUUUAUUUAUUUUUGAUACCCUCUAUGUACAAUAAAAGCAAUAAUGUGCUUUCAGCAAAAAACAAUUAUGUGUAUAUCUAUAUAAAAAAAUUAAUUAAAAUUGGAAUGUUUGAUAUGAAUAAUUAGGGCCUUGAAUAUGUUAAAAAAUCACAACAACAGAUUUUUUGUGGCAUGCACAUUUUUUUGACAAUGGCAAUUUUAUGUUAAUUACCCCAUAACGCGUUUUUUUGUUCAAAUAUUGACAGACCCUUGGAAGUGUAUAAUUUCUGAAUAUUUUUUUUACUUUCAACCACUCAAAAUAUUCAGUGGCAUCAGACCUAUCCAUGCAUAUAUAGUUUUUUGUAUUUAUUUAUUUUUGAACGUGAAUGAACAUGAACAAUAAACAACUUUUUUUUUUUUCGAACAAUUCAUGCAAGUCGGCCUCAUAUGAUUUCGUCAUACUGAUACGCCGCAUUUCGAGCAGACAUUGGACGCUCUCAGUGGGUGUGUCACAAAGUCCACACUGCUUUCUCUUUCGUGAAGGUCCAGGUGUGGCCUCUGCAGCAUGCAAGAAAGCGUUUUGCAAGGUUUUAAAAGCCAAAAAGCUGUCUUGCAGACAAAAAGCUGUUUUAUCGACAAAAAGCUGUUUUGCAGAGAAAAAGCUUGUUUUCCAAGGCGAGCCGCAUUGGGAAAUGCUCUCAAAACACCGCU